Messenger RNA from Merops nubicus (carmine bee-eater), 664 nucleotides. Its product is annotated as protein Red-like. Gene Ontology annotation, cellular component: nucleus. The transcript is spliced from 9 exons. Gene Ontology annotation, biological process: mRNA splicing, via spliceosome. The annotation marks the transcript as partial. NCBI's taxonomy places the organism in Eukaryota, Metazoa, Chordata, Aves, Coraciiformes, Meropidae. The record is from RefSeq and is a predicted model, not a curated record.
CAUCUUUGAAGACAUCGGGGAUUACGUGCCCUCCACGGCGAAGGUGCCACGGGACAAGGAGCGGGAGCGGUACCGAGAGAGGGAGCGGGACAGGGACCGCGAGCGGGACCGAGAGGAGGAGAAGAAGAGGCACAGCUACUUCGAGAAGCCCAAGGCCGACGAUGAGCCCACAGACGUUGACAAAGGACCCGGCUCAGCCAAGGAGCUCAUCAAGUCCAUCAAUGAGAAGUUCUCUGGAGCCACGGGCUGGGAAGGAGCAGAGUCCUUGAAGAAGCCAGAAGACAAGAAGCAGCUGGGAGACUUCUUUGGCAUGUCCAACAGCUACGCCGAGUGCUACCCUGCUACGAUGGAUGAUAUGGCUGUGGACAGCGAUGAAGAGGUGGACUACAGCAAAAUGGAUCAGGGUAACAAGAAGGGACCUCUGGGCCGCUGGGACUUCGACACCCAGGAGGAGUACAGCGAGUACAUGAACAACAAGGAGGCUCUGCCCAAGGCGGCCUUCCAGUAUGGGAUCAAGAUGUCCGAGGGACGCAAGACCCGGCGCUUCAAGGAGACGAACGACAAGGCAGAGCUGGACCGGCAGUGGAAGAAGAUCAGUGCGAUCAUCGAGAAGAGGAAGAAGCUGGAGGCUGAUGGGGUUGAAGUGAAACGUCCCAAGUACUGA